AUGGUCCCAGGUGAUGCGCCGUGCUCCGCUGAGCUCAUCCAUGGCCGGCUCUCCUCGGGAGAUGGCCGGAGCUGCCGGAACGAGCGCCGGCGCCUCUCCUCGGCUCUGCGUGCGGUGUCGGGGGAGAAGAAGAAGGAGGCGGGAGGAGAGAGUCAACGCCCGCGGGCCCUGCACGCAACAUCCUCAUCGAGAGGUACAUUACCCUCCUACUCCCAACCACUCACACCACAUCGAGAGGCCUGGAGCGUCAGCUCCUGCAAGCCCGGCAACGGUGUCGCCUCCCUCCGCGACGACAGCCUCGACACCUACUGGCAGUCGGACGGCGCGCAGCCGCACCUGGUCAACAUCCAGUUCCAGAAGAAGGUGCAGCUGCAGCUUGUUGUGCUGUACGUGGAUUUCAAGCUGGACGAGAGCUACAUGCCCAGCAAGAUCUCCAUCCGGGCCGGCGACGGCUUCCACAAUCUCAAGGAAAUUAAAACGGUGGACCUUUUGAAGCCAGUAGGAUGGGUUCAUAUAUCAUUAUCCGGCACUGAUCCCCGAGAAACAUUCAUUCAUACAUUUAUGCUCCAAAUUGCGGUGCUGGCCAAUCACCUGAACGGGAGGGACACCCAUGUCCGGCAGAUCAAGAUAUACGGGCCACGACCGUGAAGUUAU
Triticum aestivum (bread wheat) is the source of this 654-nucleotide messenger RNA. Its product is annotated as anaphase-promoting complex subunit 10-like. The transcript is spliced from 6 exons. Gene Ontology annotation, cellular component: anaphase-promoting complex. NCBI's taxonomy places the organism in Eukaryota, Viridiplantae, Streptophyta, Magnoliopsida, Poales, Poaceae. The coding region runs from base 1 to 648 and encodes 215 amino acids. The record is from RefSeq and is a predicted model, not a curated record. Gene Ontology annotation, biological process: protein K11-linked ubiquitination; anaphase-promoting complex-dependent catabolic process.